GUUAAGGAAACCGAGCAGCACAUUCUCCCAUAAAGAAAACAAAAGUCAUCAAGAAUAUUAACAGUUAUAAAACUGUGAAUAUCUUUCCAUAAUUGUUUUAGAAGUAGACAAUGCCAAAAUAAAUGUGAAACUGUUUCUGGAUGCUCAACACAAAAAGUACAAUCAAAGUUAAUGUCUUUUUUGAGUUUCUUCAGGUUCCCAGGGUAAUACUUAUGGGUCAUUCUGAAAGAGACCUCUUUGACCUUGUUAACAAGCAAGUAUUUGUUUGGUAAUAACCAGACUUUUUCCCAACAGAUAUUAGUGACCAAUGUAUUCCAGUAACUUGUGACAUAAGGAAUGGAUACAAUAUCCCUUUUAAAUAAAGCACGUAUAGAUCUGCUGUUCUGAGGUAGCAAGGAGAAACAUAUUUUCCCUAUUGGAGAGUCCACUGGAUUAAGCGAGGAUAGGUCAAGAAGGUGAGGUCUGGCUACACCUCUAAAUAACAUGAGCGUUCCAGAUGGAAUAGCAUCAAAGACUAUGGCGAACUCUCUAGGUGUUACAGGGAUAUUGCUCUGCCUGUGAUUAUUAUUAUUUGACCAUGCUGGUCAUUUAUGAACAUUUGAACAUCUUGGCCAUGUUCUGUUAUAAUCUCCACCCGGCACAGCCAGAAGAGCACUGGCCACCCCUCAUAGCCUGGUUCCUCUCUUGGUUUCUUCCUAGGUUUUGGCCUUUCUAGGGAGUUUUCCCUAGCCACUGUGCUUCUACACCUGCAUUGCUUGCUGUUUGGGGUUUAGGCUGGGUUUCUGUACAGCACUUUGAGAUAUCAGCUGAUGUACGAAGGGCUAUAUAAAUACAUUUGAUUUGAUAAUAAUGUAUUAACAAUCCUUCAGCAGAUAUGAUUAUUGAACACAUUCUUAAAAAAUAAAGACUUGUUUCUAUACAAAAUGUCCUUAUUGUUCCAAAUAAAAUACCUAUGCGGGGAGAAAUUAUGUUUAUAUAUUAACGACCACUCUAUGAAUACUUGUCUAUGAAAAGCAUAUAAUUUUGCAGGAAUCUUAUCAAUGUUAUAGUUACAAAGUAACAUAAAAUUGAGGCCACCAAAACAGGAGAAGGUAUAAUGAGGGAUGAAAUUCCAAAUUGAAGUUGGAUUCUUUAAAAAAUGUUUAGCCCAACUUAUCUUAAAAGUGUUAUUCAAAGUAGGAAAAACAAUUGAGGCCACCAUAUUCAUAUGAGUUCAUAAUGACAGAUUUCCUAAUAUAAUGUGUAUGAUUUUUCCAGAUGAAGUUGAAAAGCACCUGGUCAACUGCUUUACCUAUUUUGUUGUGAAGAUAAAGGGAUGCAUAAGGCUGCAUAAGUAAGUCUGGAGAUACCUUCAGCUUUAGAAAGCAAUACUCCAAGGAUAAAUCCUUCUGCAACCAAUGGUUCAACUUCUUUUGGUUUUUUUUCAAUAAUAGGUAUAACAUUUAAUGAGCAUCUAUCCUGUUGAUCCUUAGAUAUGGUAAUCCCAAGGUAUGUUACUUUUUCCUUGACUGGAAUAUUGCAUAUAGACUCUAUAUGUGUCUAUAUUAUAGAGGGUAUCACAUCGUCUUUAACAGCAAACAAUUCUCGCUUAUUACGGUUUAGGCUCUGUCUGUGACUACAUGUCAACAUGUCUGUUGUGUGCACAGUGCGCAUUACGUAACCACCCAGGCUCACUUUCUAAUUGGUGCAGAAGCUGUCAGUCCAAACCAUGCUCUCCAAUGGGCUUUCUGCUUUCUGUCAAACUCAGACACCAUGUUCUGUCCCCGGGGGCUUGGAGAUUUCUUGGAGCGUAGUCUGAAUGCCACUCAGAGGAGUGCGUAAACAGGAAUCUGGGCUUCAGACUCCGCGCUGGGUUUAUCCUAAAGAACUGAACUAAUCGAUAUGAGCCGCCCGUCCUCUGCGGGCGGUGGGGGCGGAGGACUCGGUUCCGGGAAAGCAGGCGGAGGAAAGCACGGCGGUUCGGGGGGAGCUGCUGCCUCAGCUGCAGCCGCCGGAGUAGGAGCUGUGGCCGGGUCUGGCUCGGCUCUACCUGUCGCUGCUGUUGCCUUGCCCUCAGCAUCGCUACAUGGACAAUCUGCUGAACUUACAGCCUUGUUCGAGUGCCCGGUUUGUUUUGACUACGUUCUGCCACCGAUUCUGCAAUGCCAGGCCGGACAUCUUGUUUGCAACCAAUGUCGUCAAAAGCUGAGUUGUUGUCCGACUUGUCGCGGCCCUCUCACCCCGAGUAUCAGGAACUUGGCUAUGGAAAAAGUUGCUUCUACUCUACCGUUUCCUUGUAAGUAUGCGUCAGCCGGAUGCCUGCUGUCCCUCCACCACAGUGAGAAGCCUGAUCACGAGGAGGUGUGUGAGUUCCGUCCCUACACCUGCCCGUGCCCCGGAGCCUCCUGCAAGUGGCAGGGCUCCCUGGAGGCCGUCAUGCCCCACCUGAUGCACGCCCACAAGUCCAUCACCACCCUGCAGGGAGAGGACAUCGUCUUCCUGGCCACAGACAUCAAUCUGCCGGGGGCCGUGGACUGGGUCAUGAUGCAGUCCUGCUUCGGCCACCACUUCAUGCUGGUCCUGGAGAAGCAAGAGAAGUACGAGGGCCACCAGCAGUUCUUUGCUGUGGUGCUGCUCAUCGGAACGAGGAAGCAGGCCGAGAACUUCGCCUACCGCCUGGAGCUCAACGGGAACCGGCGGCGCCUCACCUGGGAGGCCACGCCCCGCUCCAUCCACGACGGCGUGGCGGCCGCCAUCAUGAACAGCGACUGUCUGGUGUUUGACACGUCCAUCGCUCACCUGUUUGCCGACAACGGCAACCUGGGGAUCAACGUUACCAUCUCCAUGUGCUGAGCGGCUCAGAUGUGGAAACACAGACCCACAGGCUUCUCUCGUUCUCAGACUUACACAUGCGGUGGGCAGAAACUGGUGCACAGUGACUGACUGCUGUGCUGUACCUGCCUCCUGUGUGAUGCAGUAAUAAUAAUAAUAAUAAUAAUAAUAUAUGCCAUUUAGCAGACGCUUUUAUCCAAAGCGACUUACAGUCAUGUGUGCAUACAUUCUACGUAUGGGUGGUCCCGGGGAUCGAACCCACUACCCUGGCGUUACAAGCGCCAUGCUCUACCAACUGAGCUACAGAAGGACCACAGUAGACUGUGUGUGAGAGGAUAGGUGGGAUAUGGAGAGGAUGUGUGUGUUUUGCUGCUUGAGGCUCGUUGGCUCCCCAUAAUGCUUGAAUGGAGACUGGGCUGUAGAGUAGUUUCAGGGUUAGGGUGUUUACCUGUCCUCUCAUAAUGCUUGAAUGGAGAAUGGGCUGUAGAGUAGUUUCAGGGUGUUUGCCUGUCCUCUCAUUGUGUGUGCUGGAGACAGUGUACAGUAACCUACAUGGGGUGGGCUCUUGAUGACUGAUGCUCUACCCGCCCCCAGUACCCCUCCUCAACCGCUCCCACCCCACUCACCCCUACCUCCUCUUCUGCCCAGCCAACCAGUGCCAGGCAAGAAGGACACUGCCAGUGUAAGAAAGGGCGGUAUUCAGAGAACCUCCACUUCAUCUGUGAAUAGCCCCUGCAGAUGCCGCUUCCUAUCCUCACAGCGAAUUAAGUUUCAGUAAGUUGGUCAGUGGACCAAUCAGGCCUCAGACGCAUAUGGGCAGAGUCGGGACCUGAGAGUGACCAAUGUGCUGUCUGGGUUAGUGUGAGCUAAGCCGGGGUUGUUCAUGCCCUCCUAAAGGACUGCACUGACUACUAAUCAACUCCUUACUUUUCAGAACCGCAAAACUCAACCGUUUUCAUAAUUAGGCUGUCAAUUAUAACCCCAACCCUGGUGUGUAUAAUACAUACUGGUGAGAGGUCCUGAUCUGGGUCCUGAUCUGAUUGGAAGUAAAAGACUGCAUGUAUGUCCGCCAUGUAGAAUAAAGACACUGAUCAGGUGUUUUGGUUGUAGGCUCUCGUCAUAAUGCAUCAUAAAGGUUGCAUAAUGCCAUCGUAAGCAUGGUAUCAAACCUGUCAUAAGUAAUUUUUGGUGAAACCCCAGGGCCUAGUUAUUCACAUGGAUUCUGUAUUACAAUACAAACAACAAAGGCACAUUACUUCUCCAAAGUCACACGCUCUGUUGCAUAAAACUCUGAUAGAUUGAAGGUUAGCGUGUUUGUUAAAAACAGGUGUCAUGUCAUAUUUAAGAUGACAUUAUGUUUGUUUUGACACAGAAAUCAUAUUUGUAGUGUACGAGCCAGUACCACUACAGGAGACGGUACCACUACUGUUAUGACAGAGAUGAGCAGCAUGGCGGAGGCACACGUUUUCUUAUUUGUUCCUCUGUAUGUCUCGUGAAACCGUUUGUUCUGUAGAACCUGGUUUAUCUUCGGUUCUUCUACGCUCUGAUUGACAUACUGUAAUAUGGGGGUAGUUUUGACUCUUCCCCUCUGGUCAGUCAACCCACCACAGCCUUACUUUUGUACGUAACCUAACUAGCACUCCCAAGUUGGAAAGGCGUCUGUGAGGAUGACUAAGUUAGACUCACUCAGACCCACCCUCAGUGUCUUCAACGGACUCUUGGUUUUUGUGGACUUUGGGGCAAAGUCCCAUGGCAUUGUGGGUAGAAAUGGGAAUUCCAUAGUACUCCAGCCAUGUACCUCGCCUUCACCCGUCAUCAUAGCAACCAAAAACCCACCUUUUCAUAAAGUACCUCUGAUGACAUUGAUCAGACAUGUCUGUAAUCCAACAGAGUCCCCUCCUGCUCCCAGAGACACUGCAGUAUACCCCAAAUCACCCUCUGCUGAUCACCUCUGCCCCGUCUUAUAAGUAUUUGUAAUAUGUAAAUGUUGGAUGACCAUAUAUUUUCUAAAAGCUGAUAGGAGAUUCUGUGUUCGGUUGUGUUGAUCUGAGACGUGUUUGUGUCCACGGUUACUCAAACUGUUGUACAUAGGUUUUGAGGUUAUUUUCAGAGCUGUUGUAACUACCUGCUAUCCUAUUUUAUUCUAGUGGUCAGUGUCCCUGCCUUACCCACUGAGUGGACAGACAUUUCUGCCAACACACUCUCCUUUGGGCAGCACAGCUCUGCAAUUGCUAUGGCUGAUCUGUAAUAUAGACAAAAAAUGCAAACUGUGACUCUCACCUUUUUGUAACAUGGGCUUGAAGCCUUUAAUGCUGCAUCAUGAGCCAGAGAGAACUGCGUGGAUUUCAUUAAUUAAUUGUUUAUGGGGCAAUGUGAGAUCAAAUCAAUGAAAACUAAGAGUCAGUGUCCACAAAAUUAGAUUUCAUGGUGCAUUUGUUUCCACUGAAAACAUCUUUAGGUCCAGAUUUCUGCAGUUAUGUUUUGGGGCGUCAGGGAGCCUAGUGGUUAGAGCGUUGGGCGCUCGAAUCCCGAACUGAUGAGGUAAAAAAAAAAAAUCUGUCGUUCUGCCCAUGAUCAAGGCAGUUAACACACUGUUCCCCGGUAGGCCGUCAUUGUAAAUAAGAAUUUGUUCUUAACUGACUUGCCUAGUUAAAUAAAAUAAAAACUCUGGGUCCCUGUCCAUCCACGAAAACAAAAAUGGUCCCGUGGCUGAAUGUAGUUGAAGAUCCCUGACCUUGGCUGUCAUUAUGUAGGCUAUAAAAAACAUGUCUAACUAUAACUCUUCAUCUGCUUAAGUGUUGUCCACUUACACAAUGUUUUGUUCCGUAUGAUGUGUCAGAACAUUGAACAGAAACACAUUCCCAUCCAGCUGUAAAUCACCUAGAAUCAUUCUACAAACCAGAAAAGUACACACAUUCUUUAUGUACCUUGGGAAAUACAACCCAUGUCUUGUACAUUCAUAGUACACAUGACGUCAUAGACAUCUUUUGUACAGCCAGACCCAAUACUUAUUUUCUCCCAAGUUUAGCCGAAUCCUAUCCUGGGAUGUUUCUAUAACAGCUGUAUGGUUGCUAUUUCUUUACUUAAUUUCAAUUGGGUCCCUAACAAGUAUUUUCUUUGGGACACACACACACACGUUUUCCUGUCCAUCCCAGCCUGGCCUCUGUUAAUCUGGGGCCCGGGUGAAGGCAGCGGUUGACCUCUGACCAGUCUGACAAGUGAAGCUCAGACCCAGAAGUCAUUGAAAAAAUGUUGAAUAUAUCACAUCACCUAGGUAACUAACAUAGCAUUGACGAUCUAUCCAUGCAGCCAGACAACGGGGCGACCAAAAUCCCAGUUAUUCGAGUGUGGCUUGUCUGCCUGGCCCCCCACUGGAAGAGGAUAAGGGUUAACUUCUCGUCCUCUAAUAUCUCUAUACCCCAGUUGUUUUUUUUCAUUGGAGCCCCGGUGUGAUGAGAUUAAUAGAACUGAUGACAUUUACGGUGUUUCACAUGCCAACUAUCGACAGGUUCCUUCACACACUUAACCUCUUGGUGGAAUUAAAACAUUUCCUUAACGGCAGGAUGUGCUUUACCUCUUUCCCUUUUAUGUUUUGACAAAAUGUUAAUUUAUUCUUGAUAUAUAUAUCUAUGCUUUGUUCUAUCUUAGAUGAUUAACUAUGUUGUGUUUUAAACAUCAUUCAGCGAUACAGAUCAAUUGCAGUUAAAAUCCUGUUGAGCAGGUAUGAGCUAGUGAUCAUGUAAAUACGAUCUUUCUUUGGUCUGAAUUAUUCAUUUUUCCCCCAAAGUAUCUUGUUUGCCUUUGGUUCUUCACUGAAUUACAAAUUGUGUAAUGUUUUGGACAGUCUCUUUUCACCCAAAAUCACCUAUUUUUGGAGCCAAGAGGAAGCUCCUAUCUUGCGUUAUCCAUAUUACUAUGUGUCUCUGUAUCACUUGAAAUCCAAUUUAAAAAUAAAAUGUUAUUUAUAA
Oncorhynchus keta (chum salmon) is the source of this 6779-nucleotide messenger RNA. Its product is annotated as E3 ubiquitin-protein ligase Siah2-like. Bases 1882 to 2832 code for a protein of 316 amino acids. Lineage: Eukaryota; Metazoa; Chordata; Actinopteri; Salmoniformes; Salmonidae. The transcript has 2 exons. The record is from RefSeq and is a predicted model, not a curated record. Gene Ontology annotation, molecular function: ubiquitin protein ligase activity; zinc ion binding; ubiquitin conjugating enzyme binding. Gene Ontology annotation, cellular component: cytoplasm. Gene Ontology annotation, biological process: multicellular organism development; proteasome-mediated ubiquitin-dependent protein catabolic process.